AUGUGCAUUGACUAUAAGCAGUUGAAUAAAGUUACAAUUAAGAACAAGUAUCCUUUGCCGCGCAUUGAUGACUUAUUUGACCAGCUUCAGGGAGCUAGAGUGUUCUCUAAGAUUGAUUUGAGGUCUGGGUAUCACCAGUUGAAGAUUCGGGACUCGGAUAUUCUAAAGACGGUAUUCAGGACCCGCUAUGGUCAUUAUGAGUUCCUUGUGAUGUCUUUUGGGCUGACCAAUGCCCCAGCAGCAUUCAUGCAUCUGAUGAACAGUGUAUUCCAGCCAUAUCUUGAUUCGUUUGUCAUAGUAUUUAUUGAUGAUAUCCUGAUGUACUCAUGUAGCCAGGAGGAGCAUGCACAUCAUCUGAGGAUUGUACUACAUACGUUGAGGGAGGAGAAGCUUUAUUCCAAGUUCUCCAAGUGUGAGUUUUGGCUCAGUUCGGUUGCGUCCUUAGGGAAUGUAGUGUCCCGUGAGGGGAGUAAGGUGUAUCCGAAGAAGAUCGAGAUCCAAGUACUUCUGGGCACGGUGGUUCCUAGAUUUGGAGCUUCAUCUGCUUGGAGACUUUUGAGGUAG
Messenger RNA from Nicotiana tabacum (common tobacco), 564 nucleotides. Lineage: Eukaryota; Viridiplantae; Streptophyta; Magnoliopsida; Solanales; Solanaceae. The record is from RefSeq and is a predicted model, not a curated record.